Molecule: messenger RNA, 1545 nt
Organism: Pyrenophora tritici-repentis Pt-1C-BFP
Lineage: Eukaryota; Fungi; Ascomycota; Dothideomycetes; Pleosporales; Pleosporaceae
Source: RefSeq, a predicted model, not a curated record
AUGUCACAUAGUGACAACGACAGCGGCGCUACUGUCGCAACGACAACUGAACGGAAGAAGAACGGUACAGGAUCUUUGAGAUCACAUACGUCGGAAAAGUCCCAUGUAGUCGAAGAUAUCGUAUCCGACGAUGAUCGCGCUUCCGUUUCGUCUGCAUCGACGCACUCCGACUCGAUUAACCAGCGGCCGGCAAUACAUCAGACGUGGAGCAGGAAUACAGGAUACUCAUGGCCUGGGGAAAAGGAGGAUGCAAUUACGGCAGUGACAACGAACGCAACCCAAGAUCCACGCUUCGAGGUCGACUUUGACGACAAUGGCGAGAACCCCCAAGAUUGGACCAUGGCGAAAAAGUCUCUUGUCAUCUUCUUCAUGAGCUUUUCAACACUCGUGGUAGUUAUGUACUCUACAGCUUACACAAGCGGUAUACCAGGGAUGAUGCGGACAUUUGGUAUACAUAGCAAGACGCUGGUUAUUCUGGGUAUCACAACGUAUUUGUGUGGUUUGGCAGUUGGAUCGCUACUUCUGGCACCGCUCAGUGAGAUGUAUGGAAGAAGACCGGUGUAUCUCAUCGCUGUUGCCACUUUUACCGUUCUCAUCAUUCCAUGCGCACUGUCGAACAACCUGGCGCAGAUUCUUGUCAUGCGAUUCUUCGGUGCCAUUGCCGGCGCGGCCAUGAUUUCAAAUGCUCCAGGAACCGUAUCCGAUAUAAGUCGAGAAGAAUACCGUGCGCUUGCAUUUUCCAUCUGGUCUCUUGGCCCGAUGAACGGCCCCGUUAUAGGCCCUCUGAUAGGAGGCUUCGUCUUCCAAGCCCUAGGCUGGAGAUGGACAAACUGGGUCGUCAUGAUCGGAUCUGGCGCCUCAUGGUUCAUGAUUUUCAUGAUUCAGGAGACGUACGCACCAGCCAUACUCCGCGCAAAGUCCGCGAAGAAGCGCAAAGAGACGGGUGACCCAAGGUACCACUGCCGCUACGACGACAAGAAGGCCUUUUGGCCCCUUCUCCGCGAGAAUCUAUAUCGCCCCCUCAGCAUGGCCGUCAACGAACCCAUCUGCAUCUUUUGGGACGUCUACAUUGCUCUCGUCUACGGCGUCUUGUACCUCUGCUUCGUCUCGUACCCCAUUGUCUUCGGCGAACUCCGUGGCUGGUCUCCAGGCCUCGUAGGCCUAGGCUACAUGGGCAUCGGCAUUGGUGGGGUCGUAACAAUUAGCUCUGAACCCCUCCUACGCCGGAUGAUCAACGCCCACAAGAAAGAUCCUGAGACAGGGAAACCAUAUCCCGAAGCCAUGGUUAGCGUUGUCGUCAUCGCAGCUGUAUGCGUGCCUGUGGGAGAAAUGAUCUUCGCAUGGACAUGCACCCCAAAUGUCCACUGGGUCUUCCCCCUCCUCGCCGGCAUCCCCUUUGGCGCCGGAAACUGCGGCGUCUUCAUCUAUGCCUCAAACUACCUCGUCCACUCCUACGGCAUCUACGCUGCCUCUGCGCUCGCUGGAAACGCCGUCUUGCGCUCUGCAAUGGGUGGUGCAUUACCCCUCGCUGGACCCAAAAUAUGA